AUGUCCCAGAGGGCCUGUUGCACCUGCGCAACACUCCUCGCCGAUGCUCCCGGCGUCUCUUCCACAUCCGAGAAAGCGUUACCUCAAGAGAGACAACUAGACUGCUGCGGCCGGGUCAUCUGUGGUGACUGCAUAUACACAAACCCCCGCUUCCUAAGUUAUUGUCCCUAUUGCCAGACCUCCAGACGCUCCCCCUUACGCUCGAGCAUCCGCACCGUCCAGCGGCCAAGUGGUGAGAGAGAAAGCAGGCCAGAAAGCGACCCGCCCCCUUAUUACUCCGCCAUCGCCCCAGCCGUCUCACCACCGCCCUACACGCCCUCCUCGUCUACAGACUCCCCACCACAACCACAACCACAGCCGGACGAGAAGAAAGAACCAGCCCCAGCUUCACAACCCGGCUACACGAUCCACCACCUCCGGCACCCACCCCACCCGGACGCGGACACAAUCGUGUCCCUCUCCCUGCGAUACGGGAUCCCCGCCUCCGUCCUGCGCCGCCACAACAACCUCGCCGCAGACGCCGACUACCUCCUGGCAGCGCGGCACACCCUCCUGAUCCCCACAGCCUACAUCACACGUCAUCGUCGUCGGCCUCCUCCUCUUCCUGGAGGCGACCAGAUCAACAACGGCGGCGAGGGAGGAGGGUUAUCAGUGUCGCCGUACCCGGUGGAAGACGACGCCGAGAGGGAGCGGAAGACGACGAUCCGGCGGUGGAUGGUGGCGUGCAAAGAGGCGGACUACGACACGGCCGUCGUGUAUCUGGAGGAGAGCGGGUACGACUUCGCAGAGGCCGUCAGGCGCUAUUGGGACGACGUUGCGUGGGAGCGGGCCCAUCCGCUGGAGACUCAUGCGAAGGGGAAAGGGAAGGGGAGGGGAGGAAGAAGGGGUUGA
Messenger RNA from Chaetomium strumarium, 891 nucleotides. RefSeq lists its product as uncharacterized. The coding region runs from base 1 to 891 and encodes 296 amino acids. NCBI's taxonomy places the organism in Eukaryota, Fungi, Ascomycota, Sordariomycetes, Sordariales, Chaetomiaceae. The transcript is spliced from 2 exons. The record is from RefSeq and is a predicted model, not a curated record.